UCUAUCAGCGUCUCGCAACUCCGAUACAUUUUCAGCUUUUCAGGCGAAUCCCGCCAUCACACACAUCGGUCUGCGUCGGCGAUGGCAACCGUAUCUCUGGACAAGGAGACAUUCUUCCGGCGUAUGAAACGCCUGUACAACGGCUGGAAGGAUGGUGAAGUCGGGACUGAUGACAGCUUCAGCAAAAUGGACUGCCUUAUUUCGGCAGUAGGGACUGACGAGGACAUAAUCUACAGCAAGUCUAUGGCUCUUCAGACUUGGUUGCUGAGCUACGAACUUACUGACACUAUUAUGAUCCUCGCUGAGGAUUGCAUCUGUUUUUUGUCCAGCAAAAAGAAAAUCGAAUUUCUUCGACAGGUCGAGAGCGGAAAGACUGAAGAAACUGGAGUUCCUCCUGUUAAAUUAUUUGUUCGAGACAAGAGCGACGAAGACAAAGCAAACUUCGGUAAACUGAUCGAUGUAAUAAAAGGAAGCAAAAAGGGUAAAACACUUGGUGUUUUCUCCAAAGAAAAUUAUCCUGGAGCUUUUAUGGACGCUUGGAGGGCUGCCAUGAAGUACCUCAAGGACCAGAUAAUGGAGAUAAUCGACUCAGACAAGAAAGUAAAGCACUCAAAGUUAGCCGAGGGCGUGGACGCAGCAGUGACUAACAAAAAGUACGUAACCGGCGUAGAUACUUCUCAAGUAGACAUGUGUUACCCUGCGAUAAUUCAAAGCGGGGGUAACUACACUCUAAAAUUCAGCGUGGUGAGCGACAAAAACACGCUUCACUUCGGGACGAUUAUUUGUUCUCUCGGAGCUAGGUACAAGUCUUACUGCUCGAAUAUCGUUCGUACGUUGCUGGUCAACCCAACGAGCGCGAUCGAGGAGAACUACAACUUCCUUCUGGCUCUUCAGGAGGAGAUAAUGAAGAAGAUGACACCCAGCACCAAGAUCAGCGCGGUCUACGAGACGGGACUUGCGUACGUUAAGCAGGAGAAGCCCAACAUGUUGGAUCAUUUGACGAAAAAUUUCGGCUUCGCGAUGGGGAUUGAGUUUCGUGAGAGCUCGCUGAUGAUCGGGCCCAAGACACAUGCUCUGUUGAAGAAAGGCAUGGUCUUCAAUCUCCACGUGGGUCUGUCGAAUUUAAAUAACCCUGCGGCGACUGACAAAGAGGGCAAAAAUUACGCGCUGUUUAUUGGAGACACUGUGCUCGUCGGCGAGCCCGGAGCUCCUGCGACAGUUCUGACUAACUCUAAGAAGAAGGUCAAGAACAUCGGGAUCUACCUUAAGGACGAGGAGGAAGAAGAGGAAGAGGGAAGUGGCAAGGAGAACGAACCCAAGCCGGAGAUUCUUGGCCGAGGUAAGCGGACUGCUGUUAUUGAAAGCAAGCUCAGGACUGAGCACAGCUCCGAGGAGAAGCGCAAGCAGCACCAGAAGGAACUUGCUCAGCAGUUGAAUGAAAUUGCCAAGGCUAGGCUCGCUCAGCAGUCUGGUGGCAAGGAGGAGGAGAAGAUCCGCAAGUCCACUGUCUCGUAUAAAAGUCUCAGUCAAAUGCCCAGAGAGCCCGAAGUCAAAGAGCUCAAAUUGUAUGUUGAUAAAAAGUACGAGACUGUUAUCCUACCGGUGUUCGGAAUUCCCGUUCCGUUUCACAUAUCGACUAUUAAAAACAUCUCCCAGAGUGUCGAAGGGGACUACACCUACCUCAGAAUAAACUUUUUUCAUCCUGGAGCUACUAUGGGUCGGAAUGAAGGGGGGAGUUAUCCCCAGCCUGAUGCCACUUUCGUCAAAGAAGUCACUUAUCGCAAGGAACGAGAAAAAGAAGACUUGGUAAAGCAAGACACGUUAGUUCUCACGCAAAACAAAGGAAACCCCAAGCUGAAAGAUCUGUACAUCCGUCCGAACAUCGUCACGAAAAGAAUGACGGGUACCUUGGAAGCCCACUCGAACGGGUUCCGCUACACGUCAGUCCGCGGAGACAAGGUCGACAUCCUCUACAACAACAUAAAGAACGCGUUCUUCCAGCCCGGCGACGGAGAGAUGAUCAUUCUGCUGCACUUCCACCUGAAGCACGCGAUAAUGUUCGGGAAAAAGAAGCACGUGGACGUGCAGUUCUACACAGAAGUCGGAGAGAUCACCACGGACCUGGGCAAGCACCAGCACAUGCACGAUCGGGACGACCUCGCGGCCGAGCAGUCGGAGCGAGAGCUCAGACACAAGCUAAAGACUGCCUUCAAGAGCUUCUGCGAGAAGGUCGAGACUCUCACUAAGCAAGAGAUUGAGUUUGAUACUCCUUUCAGAGAGCUGGGAUUCCCUGGCGCGCCUUUCAGGAGCACCGUGCUGCUCCAGCCGACCAGCGGUUGUCUAGUUCACCUGACCGAGUGGCCGCCAUUCGUCAUCACGCUGGAAGACGUCGAGCUGGUCCACUUCGAGCGUGUCCAGUUCCACUUAAAGAACUUCGACAUGAUCUUCGUUUUUAAAGACUACCACAAAAAAAUCGCGAUGGUCAACGCCAUCCCGAUGAACAUGCUGGACCAUGUCAAGGAGUGGCUCAACUCUUGCGACAUCCGGUACUCCGAGGGUGUCCAGUCGCUCAAUUGGGCCAAGAUCAUGAAGACCAUCACCGACGACCCCGAGGGAUUCUUCGAGAGCGGUGGCUGGACCUUCUUGGACCCGGAGAGCGACGCAGAAAAUGAAGAGGUUGAUGACGAAGAAGAGGAAGAUGAUGACGCCUACGAGCCCACGGAUAUUGAGAGCGAGGAGGAGUCUGAUGAGGACUCAGAGUACUCUGAAGCUUCUGAAGACUCCGAGACCGAGGAGGAGGAGCUUGGAAGCUCUGAAGAGUCCGGGAAAGACUGGUCUGAUCUUGAGCGAGAAGCUGCUGAGGAAGACAAUGAGAGGAGCAAUUAUCCUGCGGAUACUUACACCAAGAACAAGAAAAAGUCCAAGCAUGACACUCCUUCGCCUUCGAAAAAUCGGCACAAUCGGACCGAUCUCGAAGUGGGAGGUCACACAAGAAAGUGUCUCCUUCAAAAUCGUCCAAACAUAGCCCGAAGAAAAGCGACCGACAUGACAAGCACAAGUCCUCUCACUCAUCCUCAUCUUCCAGCAAAAAGCGACCACGCGAUGACAGUUCUGACAGAAGAAAAUCCAAAAAAUCAAGGAAAUAAAUCGGGUAAAAGUGUCUCUUCAGAGUUGGUAGGCUGUACACAUUCAUUGCAAGAUAACUAUUAA
Messenger RNA from Cotesia congregata, 3210 nucleotides. Lineage: Eukaryota; Metazoa; Arthropoda; Insecta; Hymenoptera; Braconidae. The record is from the annotation of a GenBank genome assembly.